AUGUCGAACCCUCCCCAAAAUAACCCCUCUGAAGAGACCCGGGCAUUUCUCGCAAGACAGCCCCCGGGGGCCGUUUUUCAAUGCAUGCUAGACAUCUUCAGAUUUUACGACAUCGGUGAUAGGAUGCCCCGAGGCAAACUCAAUUUCUCAACAUUAACGGAUGAGGAAUACGUGCAUUUUACACGAUUCACUUCCGGUAACAUUCGUACCAUUACUAUCCUUCUUGAAAUGCCAGAGAAAAUCAUAGGCCCUACGGGUCUAGAAUUUACAAGGGAGGAGGCGUUCUUCUUUCUCUGUGCUAGGCUUGCCUGGCCUACGAGAAUGAAAACAUUGGAGUUUACAUUUGGUUAUGAUAUCGUCCUUAUCUCUGAGGCUAUGAACUGGGCGUUGCAGCAUAUCGUGGACCAUUGGGAUUUUCUUCUUGAUGACUUUGAAUCUGGACACCUGAGCGAAGACCGCCUGGCUCUGUUCGCGAGUAAGAUUCAUGCCAAAGGCUCACCUCUCGACAAGUGCUGGGGCUUCAUAGAUUUCACCAUACGAAGAGCUUGCCCACAGGCUGAAUGGGAAAGGGAAGAGUAUCGGAGGAACAUGCAUUUGAAAAACUACAAGUACCAAGCUGUAAAGUCUCCUGAUGGCUUGAUUUAUCAUCUAUUUGGACCAGAGGAUGGAUCACCCCGCACGCUACUGCGUGAAAGUCAUCUACUUGAUCACUGCGAGGAUAAUGCACCAAGCUAUUACAUGUAUGGAAACUCAGACUACUCGAUAACUGAAAACCUCAUCACGGCCUACGGCAGUCUAAACAUCACUGAAGAUCAAAAAAUGUUCAAUAGGGCCAUGAGAUCUUGCCAUGAAUGCGUUGAAUGGGGAUUUGCUGAUGUUCUACGCUUAUGGACGGCUUUGGACUUCAAGACGACUCAGCAGCUGUUUGGGGAUGUCGAUGUUGGGUCACACUACAGGGUAGCUGUUCUUCUCACAAAUUUUCAUAUCUGCUUAUAUGGGUCAAGUACUUCCACAUUUUUUGAUUGUGAUCCUCCAACAUUAGAAGAAUAUUUGGGUUAA
Messenger RNA from Morchella importuna, 1059 nucleotides. RefSeq lists its product as uncharacterized. Lineage: Eukaryota; Fungi; Ascomycota; Pezizomycetes; Pezizales; Morchellaceae. The transcript is spliced from 2 exons. The record is from RefSeq and is a predicted model, not a curated record. The coding region runs from base 1 to 1059 and encodes 352 amino acids.